Molecule: messenger RNA, 2991 nt
Organism: Closterium sp. Yama58-4
Lineage: Eukaryota; Viridiplantae; Streptophyta; Zygnematophyceae; Desmidiales; Closteriaceae
Source: the annotation of a GenBank genome assembly
AUGCGGAUGCUUCACACGCAUCCGACAGGCAAACAAGGAAGGGAGCAUACGGUCGACUGGUACCCGUGGGGGGAGGAGGCGUUUACAAAGGCGCGGGAGGAGGGGAAGCUGAUAUUCCUAUCAGUGGGCUACUCCACGUGUCACUGGUGCCACGUCAUGGAGGUGGAGUCCUUUGAGCGUGCUGACGUGGCGGACGUCAUGAACGAGGGCUUCGUGAACAUCAAGGUCGACAGGGAGGAACGCCCUGAUGUGGACAAGGUCUACAUGACAUACGUGCAGGCCACACAGGGCGGGGGGGGCUGGCCCAUGUCCGUCUUCCUCACGCCCUCGCUGCACCCCGUCUUUGGGGGAACUUACUUCCCUCCGGACGACAAAUAUGGCCGCAUCGGCUUCAAGUCACUCCUCGGGCGAGUCCGCUCCGUGUGGGAGCAGCGGCGCAGUGAGGUGCAGAGCGGUGCAGAGGACGCCAUGUCGCAGCUACAGGAGGCCAUGCAAGGGGGCGGAGGGGCGGUGGGUGUGGCGGGAAAGGGGAAGGGGAAGGCGGAGCAGCAGCAGGAGGGAAAACAGCAGGAGCAGCAGGAGGAGGAGCGGGUGUGGAAGCUUGCAGAGAAAGCAGUACAGCUGUGCUCAGAGCAACUAGCAUCGCGAUACGAUGAGGACUUGGGGGGCUCCACCUUUGUGCCCUCCACCAUGGGACCAGGGGCGCUACAGAUGGUGGAGCAUACACUGCAGUGUUGGGUACGAUGGUGGAGCAUACGUUGGAGUGCAUGGGGAGAGGGAGGAUGCAUGCACGACCACGUGGGAGGGGGCUUUCUCCGAUACUCCGUUGAUGAGUACUGGCAUGUCCCCCAUUUCGAGAAGAUGCUCUACGAUCAAGGCCAGCUCGCCAACGCCUAUCUCGACGCGUUCCUCGUCACGGGCCGCACGGAUUUCGCGCGCAUGGGGCGGGAUAUUUUGGACUAUGUGCGGCGGGACAUGACGCACGGGGAGGGCGGCAUCUACAGUGCUGAGGACGCUGACAGCCUGGCAGCUGUGGGGGACGAGAGGAAGAAGGAAGGGGCUUUCUACGUGUGGAGUGAGAAAGAGCACCAAGGGUGGAUGGACAUGACGCACGGGGAGGGCGGCAUCUACGGUGCCGAGGAUGCUGACAGCCUGGCGGCCGUUGGGGACGAGAGGAAGAAGGAAGGAGCGUUCUAUAUUGCGUCCAUCCUCGGCCCAUCCACCCCGCGCUGCCGUCUCUUCACCGCACUCUACACGGUACGCAAGGACGGCAACUGCGACCUCUCUCCGCGCUCUAACCCACGCAACCUCUUUUCUAUUUCCCCCUUCCUGUCUUUCACCCCAUCAAUGCAGAUUGCGUCCAUCCUCGGCCCAUCCACCCUGCGCUGCCGUCUCUUCACCGCACUCUACACAGUCCGCCAGGACGACAACUGCGACCUCUCACCCAUCUCCCCCCUCCCGCCUUCCACCCUUUCGUUGCAGAUUGCUUCUCUUCUUGGUGCUUCCACGCCUCGCUGCCGUCUCUUCACCACACUCUAUACGGUCCGCAAGGAUGGCAACUGCGACCUCUCUCCGCGCUCUAACCCACGCAACGAGUUUGCGGGUCUCAACUGUUUGAUCCAGCGCUGCUCAGUUUCAGACGCAGCGAAGCAGGCCGGAGUGGCAGAGGAAGAAGCCGAGAAGGUGAGAGCCUGGCUUGUUCUUGUACUGAACGGCUCUACUCUCUCCCCGCGCUCCGACCCGCACAACGAGUUCGCAGGGCUCAACUGUUUGAUUCAACGCUGCUCGCUUGCAGAGGCGGCUGAGAAAGUGGGUGCUGGUGUGGUCGGUGAGAUGGUGGGAGCAGGCGAGAGUGGGAACAGACGACCACGGCCGCACCUGGACGACAAGGUCAUAGUGGCGUGGAACGGUCUUAUGAUAUCUGCCUUCGCACGGGCAUCUCGUAUCCUCCAAUCAGAGCCUGCCACGUCAACCCACUACUUCCCCGACGACGGAUCCCCACCGUCAGUCUACCUCGCCUGCGCCGAACGGGCGACAAGUUUCGUCCGGUCCAAGCUGUACGACCGCGAAUCCAAGCGGCUCAGGAGAAGCUUCCGGGAAAGUGCGUCGGAGGUGGGGGGGUUUGCGGACGACUACGCCUUCCUGGUAGCUUCCUUGCUGGACCUGUUUGAAGCCUCGGGCGAUGCUGAUUGGCUGGCGUGGGCCAUGGAGCUACAGGAAACACAGGACCGCCUGUUCUGGGACGAGCAGCAGGGUGCCUAUUUCAACACAGCAGAAGGCGACCCCUCACUGCUGCUGCGCAUGAAGGAAGACUACGACGGGGCGGAGCCCGCUGCCAGCUUCUCUUCUUAUUCUUCCUCCCCUGCCCACUCAUCUUUACACCAGGACCGGCUUUUUUGGGACGAGCUUCAAGGAGCCUAUUUCAACACAGCAGAGGGCGACCCUUCACUGCUGCUGCGCAUGAAAGAGGAUUACGACGGGGCGGAGCCCGCUGCCAGCUCAGCAGCAGCUGCCAGCCUGGCACGCCUUGGAGCCAUGAUUGGUGGGGAGAGGGGCGUGGAGUACCGGAGGAAAGCAGCAAGAUGCGUGCGCCAGGUCAUUAUCGCCGGGCCGCGGGGCGCGCCUGAAACUGAGGCGCUCCUGAAUGCAGUCUUCUCCGUGUUUCAACCGAAUUGCACUAUCAUCCCAAUUGAUUUUGCCAACCAAUCAGAUGCUGCCUUCUGGCAGCAGCACAACCCACGUGCUCUGGCAAUGGCUGCCAAGGGCAUGAGUGACAGGUCGGCUGCCGCUGCCACUUCAGCAGCAGUGCCAGCUGGCGCCUUGUCAGGUGCCACGUCAGCAGCGUAUGUGUGCCAGAACAUGACUUGUCUGGCGCCAGUGUCUGAGACAGAGAAGCUGGUAUCCCUCCUGAAAGGAGGGGCUGCAGGGGGAUCCACUAGUGUGUCGUCUUUUACCUUGCCAGCUGGUUUUGGUGGAAGAGGAGCUGCUUAG